CUCCCGCCACCCCCGCGCCAGCCGCCACCCCAGGCGCGAGCGGCCCGCGGCGCCCUGCGCUUGCAGCGGCCCUUCCUGCGCGGCCCGCUGGGCGUGCUGCGGCUGCUGCAGCUGCUGGCGGGAGCCGCCUUCUGGAUCACCAUCGCCACCAGCAAGUACCAGGGCCCGGUGCACUUCGCGCUCUUCGUGUCGGUGCUCUUCUGGCUGCUCACUCUGGCCCUCUACUUUCUCACGCUGCUGGGCAAGCAGGAGCUGGUGCCCGUGCUGGGCUCUCGCUGGCUCGUGGUCAACGUGGCGCAUGACCUGCUGGCGGCCGGGCUCUACGGGGCCGCGACGGGCAUCAUGAUCGACCAGACGCAGCGCCACAGCUACUGCAACCUCAAGAAUUACAAGCUGCCCUGCGCCUACCACGCAUUCCUGGCGGCCUCUGUCUGCGGCGGCCUCUGCCUCGGCCUCUACCUGCUGUCGGCGCUCUACGGCUGCUGCCGUCGCUAUCAGGGCAAGCAGGAGGUGGUGUGAGGCCGCCCUCCCCGCGCGGCCCGGAUCAGGACGGGGGACCCUCCGGAGUCCCUCCUGCCGCUGCCCCGCGCCGGUGCGCCCUGGCACCCUCUCCCCUGUUUGUGUUUCCACUGCCCGCGCCCUGGAUCCCCGACGUUAAGUUCCAGUCCAACUGCGGCGCCGCCGCUCUAAGCUUGGAUCGCAGCUUCCAAGGACCAGACCUGCCAUCCGAGAGGCUGACGCACACACCCAGAUGGGCCGCCCUAGGCGAAGCCUCGUAGUUCUUUUCUCCAUUCCCUGCCGAGAGCUAGACGUGGACAGGCACCGCCGCGUAGAUCCGGGGGAGGCUCCCAAAUUGAAACCAGGCUUUGGGCUGCGCCACUGCCCCCUCCCUCCUGCCCCGAAGUCGGAAGAGCACCCCCUUUCCGGGUCUUCCAGUCUUCCACUGUGGGAUAAGGAAGAAGGCGGUUAGGCGGCAGCAGCAGGAGCUGGGGGACAGGCCUUAGAGCGGAUGCCCAGAGGAGGACGAGUUUGGUUGUAGUUUGGGCCCCUCCCUGUGCAGCCCUGGAUGCUUCUAAGUCUUUGGGUGGGGCCAGUUGCAGGGGUGGUGGAUGGGAAAGGCCUUCGGGCUGUAUCGUAACACCUUUCAAAUAAUCUCUGCCUCUGGGUUCAUGCAAAACUAACCUCCCUGGCCUCCCAGACUUCACUCACCAGCUUCUGCUGCACCCUACUCCUCAAUAUCUAUUUGCAUUAGGGAUCCCACGUGACCAACAGGGACGGUCAGGGUGAGGCCCACCCCUUUGGAGACUCAGUUCCUACUCUUGGGAAUAGCCAGUUUAAGAUUGGAACCCCACUCUUUCCCCUAAAGCAGUGGGUAUGAGUUUGGAAGCAACUCAGGAGCUACCUUCAAAAGGGUUAGAGGCCAAAUGGGUCUUGUCAAUGGUGCUGUCGCCCGGGUAGAUUCACAGCUCUUGUUACGGAGGGAGGACUCUGAGAAAUCCCACAGGUACAAGUCCACCAGUAAUACUUUAGUUUUACUGCAUUAACUACUACUGGUCCUGAGCCAUUUCCACCUUAAGAUUCUAGGAAGCCCUGUGCUGUCCCUAUUCGAGUUCAUUCCCACGGUUUGGCCCAUUGAAGAUUGGGAAGAUCCUCUUUCCCAGGGAAUUUCUCUAACUGGGGAUCCUCCCCAAUGGCAAGAGUCAGAUAUCCCUCACCAGCCAGAGAACUGUUGAACAUUUCUUUACAUUGGAGAAAUGAAGCUAAGGUUAUCCAGGUGGUUUCCCAAAGACAAGAGUCACCUGUAAGAGAUCCUGGCAUUGCCUCGAGCAGCUGGCGUGGUGAGCCUUGCUCACCAAAUUAAAAAGAAAUCUCUGGACCUGGGGUGGACAGCUGGCCCCACCUCUAAGGUUUCCAUGUUGCUGAGGCCUUGAGGAGUCUCAGAGAAGUCAAGCUGCCAGGUCCUGCCUGGCUGGCAACACUGUUCUUCCUGGGUCCAGAAGAAGGUUUGGGAGUCAUCACUUGCAGUGGGACAGGUGGGAAGCUGGGAUACCCUCUGCCCAACAGUUGCCUAUGUAUGCCAUCAGUGGAAGAACCAUGGUAGAGAAGAAUGAUUUUUGCCUUGAUUUGAGAGAAUGUUGGAUUCUCCUGUAACUAUGAUUUUGGGCACAAGACUCCAGACACCUGAGACUCUGCCUUCCCAUACCCUAAAUUAUGAAUUUCAGUUCUGGCUUUUACUCUUUUCCCUUUUGUCUUUUGUACAUCAUCAUCUAAGCUCAGGUCCAGCCCCCUCAGGAUCUCCUCAGUCCCAGUGCUCUGGGUCGGUGGCCUUGUGACCUUACUCAGGAGCAGACAUCUUGGUCUUUUUGGUGCCUCAUCCGCCCAGAUGUGCCUGUAGUAUCCCAGAGCUCACUAGCUCUUCCAUGUGCCUCCCAGCUUGGCUUCCAGCAGCUGUGUGGUCCCUCAGUCUGCUAGUUGUGAGGAUGAUAGAUGAGACUGCUGUGACACCCACCUUUCCUCAAAUUUCAUGGUAUGGGCACCUGAAGUAGCCCCGAGCUUUUGGAUACUAGCAAUAGUCUCCUUGCCUUAACUCUCUGACACCAGGACUGGGGCCAGCCCAGGACCACCCCCAGCAGCUCAGAGUUUAGUAGUCUGGGUCCUCUUGUAGGCCUGGGAGACAAUUUCUACAGUGUAUACAAGAGAGGUGGGUUUUUGGUGUGGGGAGAAUGACUAGGGAUAGGAACCAUGUGCUUUACCCAGUAGUGUAGUCAUGGUUACCAGUAUGCUUUUCGGAAUAAAGUUUGGUUUGUCUGC
Messenger RNA from Nannospalax galili (Upper Galilee mountains blind mole rat), 2811 nucleotides. It is a transcript of the gene Marveld1, whose product is annotated as MARVEL domain containing 1. Gene Ontology annotation, biological process: myelination. Gene Ontology annotation, molecular function: structural constituent of myelin sheath. Gene Ontology annotation, cellular component: membrane. The annotation marks the transcript as partial. The record is from RefSeq and is a predicted model, not a curated record. The transcript is spliced from 2 exons. NCBI's taxonomy places the organism in Eukaryota, Metazoa, Chordata, Mammalia, Rodentia, Spalacidae.